GUCACAAGUUCUUCUUGUCACUGUCAAAAAACACCCAUUUUUAUCUUCCCAGAUCCAUAUAAAAAGAAAUACAAAAAAAAAAAAAAGAAAAAGUUAAAUUGCAAUUUAUAGUUUCUCCGAAAAAUUUAAUUUAUUUCUCUCAUUAAAUGGCUUAUCAAGGUGGUUAUCAGGGAGGCUAUGGCGGUGGCUACAAUCCUCAACAACCACCACAAGGCUAUGGCCAACCCGGAGGCUAUUCAGCACCACCUGGAGCCUUCCCACCACAAAACGUCGGCAUGCAACCGGAGGCUCAACGUUGGUUUGCCAUGGUCGAUCGAGAUCGUUCCGGCAAAAUCAAUGCCGAAGAACUCAAAGCCGCUUUGGUCAAUGGCAAAGGUCAGAAUUUCUCUGACAACGCAUGUAAAUUGAUGAUCAGUAUGUUUGACAAAGAUGCAAGUGGAACAAUUGAUAUCUACGAAUUUGAGAAGCUUUACAAUUACAUUAAUCAAUGGCUGCAGGUUUUCAAGACCUACGAUCGUGAUCAAUCUGGUCACAUAGAAAGAGAAGAAUUAUCUCAAGCCUUUACCCAAAUGGGAUUCCGUUUCUCGGAAGAAUUCAUUACUUUUCUAAUGAAAAAAAGCGAUCCAGGAGCACAAAAAGAAAUCUCUGUGGAUCAAUUUAUUGUGCUCUGUGUACAGAUUCAGCGAUUCACCGAAGCCUUUAGAGUCCGUGAUACACAACAACAGGGACAAAUAACAAUUGGCUUUGAGGAUUUCCUUAGUGUAGCCAUCGGAUGCUCUUACUGAUGUGGUCGUCGUCGUCGUCGUCGAUUAUCCAGCUGCUCAUUCCGAAGAAGCCUCUUGCUCACACUUCAACAACUUCGAAAUAAUCCAAAAAACAUGUAUCUGCAGAUUUAUUUUAGUUGACUUUUGUACUAACUUGAGUCACUCCCUUUUUCCUGUUUUCCAUCUUUCUUUUUUAGAAUUCUUUUUUAAUUGUAAUUUCUCUGUUUUAUUUUAUGCUAAAAUCGUAGAUGUAGAUUCAUAACUAAAACAAAAAACACUCAGAAAUAUUAUACUUGCAAGCAAUCAAUAUUAUACAACAAACUCUUCUAAUCAAACAAAGUACAAAACUUUGCUCUUAGCUUGGGAUUGUGGUUAUAAUUAUUAAUUAUGAUUGGAACAUUUGUAUGCGUAGAGUAGAUCAGUAUCAUAUUAUAGUAAUCUCAGAACUUGAAAUCAGAUAAAAAAGAAAUAGUGAGAAAAAAAAAACAAUGUAAAUUCCAUUUAUUUGUAAUAAAAAGAAACUAAUAUAAAAGGUA
Molecule: messenger RNA, 1300 nt
Organism: Episyrphus balteatus (marmalade hoverfly)
Lineage: Eukaryota; Metazoa; Arthropoda; Insecta; Diptera; Syrphidae
Gene: Pef
Product: peflin
Exons: 4
Coding region: 147-785 (212 amino acids)
Biological process (GO): COPII vesicle coat assembly
Molecular function (GO): calcium ion binding
Source: RefSeq, a predicted model, not a curated record